Messenger RNA from Cryptococcus amylolentus CBS 6039, 375 nucleotides. RefSeq lists its product as hypothetical. Lineage: Eukaryota; Fungi; Basidiomycota; Tremellomycetes; Tremellales; Cryptococcaceae. Bases 1 to 375 code for a protein of 124 amino acids. The transcript has 2 exons. The record is from RefSeq and is a predicted model, not a curated record.
AUGUCCACUUUCAUAACCGGCAGGCCCGUCUCCAAACCCGAGUGGGAGCAUUUCCACAGGCUCGAAGGUGUCACAACAUCUAUUGUCAUUGAGCUGGCCACAGAGGGUAAGGGGGAGCUCAAGCUCUUUGUCAUGAAAAACAAAUCACACUACAAUGCAUUUUGUAAGGCCUGUGUCAAGGCGAAGAAGGAGAUCUUGCAGGGCAUCAUCAAAUCUGGACAGUGGAAGCCGUCGGAGGAGUUGAAUGCGGAGGUAGCCAAAAUGGGCUCAGUCAACACGGAUGUGCAGAGGAUGGCUAUCCACUACAAAGCCCUCUCCCUUGUCGAGCCUGUUGGUGGCGUUGGCGAACGCAUGCUCAACCACUGUAAGAGUUAG